This is a messenger RNA of Dothidotthia symphoricarpi CBS 119687, 1899 nucleotides long. RefSeq names its product S-adenosyl-L-homocysteine hydrolase-like protein. NCBI's taxonomy places the organism in Eukaryota, Fungi, Ascomycota, Dothideomycetes, Pleosporales, Dothidotthiaceae. The record is from RefSeq and is a predicted model, not a curated record. Bases 258 to 1607 code for a protein of 449 amino acids. Gene Ontology annotation, cellular component: cytosol. Gene Ontology annotation, biological process: L-methionine cycle. Gene Ontology annotation, molecular function: adenosylhomocysteinase activity. The transcript is spliced from 2 exons.
CACUUACAAACAAUCACCCAUGUAGCCAAGAAAGCAUCACUAUCGUUAUCCUCGAGCUAGUGAGUCGUGAAAAGCCUUCAGGGCCAAUUGCAGCUGCAGCCGACGUGUGCGAAGGCGGCAUAUGGCGGCAGAACCCUUGCCCCGCCAAUUCCUCUAGGUACUUUACUGAUCUUUUUCGCCGUUUUCCCCAUUCCCUUCUCCUCUCAUCCAUUCUCUCUCCUCCCUCACAUCUCUCCCAUCCCACAUUUACCGCCAACAUGUCUGCUCCCGCCCACAAGUUCAAGGUCGCUGACAUCAGCCUCGCGGCCUUUGGUCGUCGCGAGAUUGAGCUCGCUGAGAACGAGAUGCCUGGUCUUAUGGCCACGCGUGAGAAGUACGCCCAGGACCAGCCAUUGAAGGGCGCCCGCAUUGCCGGAUGUCUGCAUAUGACCAUCCAGACCGCCGUCCUCAUCGAGACGCUCACAUCGCUCGGUGCUGAGCUCACAUGGACCUCGUGCAACAUCUUCUCCACCCAGGACCACGCUGCUGCCGCCAUUGCCGCCGCCGGCGUCCCCGUCUUCGCCUGGAAGGGCGAGACCGAGGAGGAGUACGAGUGGUGCCUCGAGCAGCAGCUUACCGCCUUCAAGGACGGCAAGAGUCUGAACUUGAUCCUCGACGACGGUGGUGACCUUACCGCCCUUGUCCACAAGAAGUACCCCGAGAUGCUUAAGGACUGCUUCGGUGUCUCUGAGGAGACCACCACUGGCGUGCACCACCUCUACCGCAUGCUCAAGGGCAAGGGUCUGCUCGUCCCCGCCAUCAACGUCAACGACUCCGUCACAAAGUCCAAGUUCGACAACCUUUACGGCUGCCGUGAGUCGCUCGUCGACGGUAUCAAGCGUGCCACCGAUGUCAUGAUUGCUGGCAAGGUCGCUGUUGUUGCUGGUUUCGGUGAUGUCGGCAAGGGCUGCGCCCAGGCUCUCCACAGCAUGGGUGCCCGUGUCAUCGUCACUGAGAUCGACCCCAUCAACGCUCUUCAGGCCGCCGUCUCCGGCUUCCAGGUCACCACCAUGGAGGAGGCUGCUUCCCAGGGUCAGAUCUUCGUUACCACCACUGGUUGCCGUGACAUUCUCACUGGCGAGCACUUCGAGAAGAUGCCCAACGACGCCAUCGUCUGCAACAUCGGUCACUUCGAUAUCGAAAUCGACGUUGCAUGGGUCAAGAAGAACGCCAAGUCGGUCACCAACAUCAAGCCCCAGGUCGACCGCUUCCUCAUGAAGAACGGCCGCCACAUCAUCAUCCUCGCCGAGGGUCGUCUCGUCAACUUGGGAUGCGCCACUGGUCACUCCUCUUUCGUCAUGUCCUGCUCUUUCACCAACCAGGUUCUUGCCCAGAUCAUGCUGUACAAGGCCUCCGAUGAGGAGUUCGGCAACAAGUACAUCGAGUUCGGCAAGACCGGUAAGCUCGACGUCGGUGUCUACGUUCUGCCCAAGAUCCUCGACGAGCAGGUCGCUCUUCUCCACCUUGACCACGUCAACGCCAAGCUCUCCAAGCUCUCUGAUGUCCAGGCUGAGUACCUCGGUCUGCCCAUUGAGGGUCCUUUCAAGAGCGACAUGUACCGUUACUAGAUUUCUUUUUUUUAUUAUAAAUUCUGGGUUUGGGAAGCUUCAACACGACGUUAUGAACUGGGAUGAUACCACUUCGAAAAGUUAUUUGUCCUUCAACGGCAUAGCAUUGAAAGAGUCAGGGACUCAACGGGGUUUGGUCGUUCAAAAGGCGUUGGGCUGCUCAUCAUCUUCUUGACCCUUCAACCAUGGUCAUAGAGGUGAUACCAUUCAUGUAAGGGAGAAUAUGGAGGAUAAGACGUUGUGUCUCUACACGCAGCGCGGCAUAUAGUAAUGGCUCACACCUAUUGGGGAG